AUUGCCGUUCCUUCACAAUACGUCGACACGUCACAACUCGGCCAUCCUCCUCAGUCCUCUUCGCUGAGUGCACUGAGCCCGCUUACUUAUAAGCCAUACUGUCCAGCAAACCAAACGUCACACUCCGCUGGCAAACAACAAACCAAACACCACAGUACACCAUAAAAGAAACCCCAACCAACAGAGAUCACAAUCAUACACUUCCACCUUCCACGCGGGAAGUACAGCAACAACCUUCACACACCCUAUCCACAGCAGCGCUAUACACUCCCCUCCACACCCCCUACAACCACCAACCAUGAACGACUACGCCCCCUACGCCGAUCUCCGCUCCGCCGCCCGCGCCCGCAACCGCACCACCACCGCCCUCAAGAAAUACUUCUCCUACAAAGCCCUCCACCGUAACCAGCGCGCCCAGCCCCACCUCCUCAUCCCCUGCUACCUCCACUCCUCCGUCUCCUGCCGGAUCUGCGGCUGGGGCACGCUUCCCGCGGACCCCGCGGCUCGCGCCGCGCUCCCCGCGCGCCCGCUCACGAAGCGCGAGUUCUACGACGAGGCGCAGGCCUGGCCGCGCCCGCCGCGGCGCCACCACGCGUUCCCGAAGCGCGAGAGCGAGUAUGGGUGUCGCUCGACCCGGUGGGCGCGCAGGAGCGAGCGGGGGCGGGCGGUGGGAAGGGAGUUGAGGCAUAUGGAUGAGUUUCAUGAGGACGAGAUGAUGCUGGAGGCGGAGGUGGAGCAUGCGAUUAGUUGUGGGUAUUGUGGGGGGAUGACGGAUCCGGGGUGGUGGGAUGGGGAGCGGUAUGAGUGGGCGACUGAGGAUUUGGUUGUGCACGCGCCGUGGGCGGAUGAGGAUGAGGGGGGUCAGGAGGGGGAGGAGGAGGGGGAGGGGGAGGGAGAGGCUGGGGCGGCGGUUGAGGGGGGUGAUGUGCUUGAGGAUGAGGAGUGGGACGUUGUAUCUUGCGUCUCGGAGGCGUCGUCGUGGGAGGACGUUGGGGAGGAGGAUUGUGUUUGAUGGGGAGGAUGGGGUUGAGGUGUUAGGAGACCGGUUUCUUACAUAUACCCCUAUGAUUACAACUACACUAUUUUACACUGCCU
Messenger RNA from Mytilinidion resinicola, 1095 nucleotides. RefSeq lists its product as uncharacterized. Bases 299 to 1012 code for a protein of 237 amino acids. NCBI's taxonomy places the organism in Eukaryota, Fungi, Ascomycota, Dothideomycetes, Mytilinidiales, Mytilinidiaceae. The transcript has a single exon. The record is from RefSeq and is a predicted model, not a curated record.